GCGGCAGCACAUUUUCUGAGUCGAGACUUUAGAAAGAAAAGUGAACCAUGAGCGGAAGAGGCAAAACCGGCGGCAAAGCCAGAGCGAAAGCAAAGACCCGCUCCUCCCGUGCCGGGCUCCAGUUCCCCGUCGGUCGUGUCCACAGGCUGCUCCGCAAAGGGAACUAUGCUCAGCGUGUGGGUGCCGGCGCCCCCGUCUACCUGGCGGCUGUGCUGGAGUACCUGACCGCUGAGAUCCUGGAGUUGGCUGGAAACGCUGCCCGUGACAACAAGAAGACCCGUAUCAUCCCCCGUCACCUGCAGCUGGCUGUCCGCAACGACGAGGAGCUCAACAAGCUCCUGGGUGGAGUCACCAUCGCUCAGGGCGGCGUGCUGCCCAACAUCCAGGCUGUCCUGCUGCCCAAGAAGACCGAGAAGGCCGCCAAGAAGUAAACUGCUCUGUCAGAGACCACCAACACAAAGGCUCUUUUAAGAGCCCCCCACCCGCUUCUCAUGAACAGCAAUGAUCCUCCUCUGUCUCAUAAUACAACCCACAUGAGUUUAUACUCUACAAAAUCACUUUAUUUCAUUAAAUAUGAUAUUGCGUCAAA
This is a messenger RNA of Acanthopagrus latus (yellowfin seabream), 589 nucleotides long. Its product is annotated as histone H2A. The record is from RefSeq and is a predicted model, not a curated record. NCBI's taxonomy places the organism in Eukaryota, Metazoa, Chordata, Actinopteri, Spariformes, Sparidae. Gene Ontology annotation, cellular component: nucleosome. The transcript has a single exon. Gene Ontology annotation, molecular function: structural constituent of chromatin; protein heterodimerization activity; DNA binding. Bases 48 to 431 code for a protein of 127 amino acids.